This is a messenger RNA of Ambispora gerdemannii, 3189 nucleotides long. The record is from the annotation of a GenBank genome assembly. NCBI's taxonomy places the organism in Eukaryota, Fungi, Glomeromycota, Glomeromycetes, Archaeosporales, Ambisporaceae.
AUGACUUCGCAACUACCAACCUUGCUCAACACAAAUUACUUAACCUCAGGACACAGUCGAGGUUUUUUUGAAUUUGUCUCAAGAGUGGCAGAGGCAAAAAGUAAUCAGGAAGAAGAACGAUAUGUUACCGAAGAACUUUACGCUCUAAGGCAAAAAUUAGCACAACCUGAUAUUAAUUUGGACUUGAAUAGUAGAAACCAUCAUGAGAUUUGCGCAGCAUUAGGAGUCAUGAGUCAUGUGGUAGAUCCGGAAAUGAUUCCAGCCAUAUUGAAACCAUUACAAGAGAAAUUGACACAUAAUAUGGAAAUCGUACGCAAAAAAACACUAUUAGUUUUUCACCAUUUUUAUCAAUCUUCGCCUGAUUUAAUCCUUCAUCUUGAGCCACAAUUCUGUGAUAUCUUAAAAUCUCGCGAUCCUGCUGUAUUGGGUGCUGUAUUAUGCUUAUAUGUCGAUUUUGUAAAGGAUAAUCCGAGUCAAUUCAGAGAUUUAGUUCCUAUAUUCAUCAACAUUUUAGAACAAGUUCUGGAUCGUUGGCUUGCUCGAACUUAUGAUUAUCAUGGAAUACCUGCGCCAUGGAUUCAAAUUCAAUUAGUAGAAAUUUUGGGAUUACUCGGUCGAGAUGAUGAGAUAAUAAGUGAGGAAGUGUGUCCGAUCAUUAUUCAAACUCUACGAAAGUCAGAGCAAGGCGUUGAUGCUGCUUAUGCUGUUAUAUUCGAAUGCGUUCGUGCGCUCUCUCGACUUUCUACAUCCACAUUCUCCAAAAUAGCAAAUCAAUCAUCAUCAAUCACCAAUGACAACCCACUAAAUAUAAUCACUCACUUUCUUAAAUCCAAAAAUCUUAAUUUAAAGUAUAUUGGGUUAUUGGCAGUUUCGGAAAUCGAUCCUAAAUGGUGGGUGGAAGGCGAUUGGUGGGGUGAAGAACAGAUGAAUGUAAUUGUUGAGUGUUUGGACGAAAAAGAUGAAACGCUGAAAAGAAAAGUGAUAGUUGAUCGAAUUAUGGAAGCAUUGAAAACUACUUCAUUUUAUGACAAAGACUCGAGUUGGAUAAUCAAUACACUAAUAGCAACAUUUCGUGCAGCCGGCGAUCUCGUUGAUGAGUCGUUAGUGGAUCGUGUGGUUAUGGUGAUCACUAAAAAAGAAGAAGGCUAUGAAACGGUCGCGUGGGAACAAAAUUUGAGAAAAUGUGCAGUAUACGAAUUCUUUAAACUAAUUGAAAGCAAAGAAGUUGUGAAUGGAUUGCCAAAUUCUUUGUUGAUCUUGGCAAUCAAGAUUUUAAGUGAACUAAUAACGUAUACCGAUAAUCAAGAUACUGUCAUCAGUAGAUUAUCUGAUUGCUUACUUGAAGUACACGUUGCAGAAAUCCAAAUCCAAAUUAUGAAUUCCCUACUCAAAUGUAUUUCACUGACGAAGAAAUGUCCAAAAGAUGUUAAAGCUGCUGUAAUAAAAUGUCGCACAAAUACCUCAUUUGAGAUAAAGCAGUGCUGUAAUGAAUUUAUUAUAUUAACAGAUAAUUUGGCAUUACUUGAAAAAAUUGUGAUCAAUAGUACAGUAACUGACAAUUGGAAAAGUCCAUUUAACGAUUCUUUUAUUAUUGACGAUUCUCUCUUGUUUCUUGAUGAUUAUGUAAAAGAAGCAAUUGAAAACGGAGGUAAAUCAUAUAGUCCCGUCCCAAUAAUACGUAAUAGCUCAGAAUCCAGCGCCAAAGAUAAAAAGGCUCGUCUAACUAUUCGAUAUGAAGCAUAUGAUAAACCAACUUUACCCGAUUUCCGUAGAGCAGGAAAGCCUGUUACACGAGUUGAGGACGAAUCUUGGAGAGUCGGUAGCUUAGGAGUCACCCCUGGUCAAUCGGCGUGGAUAGAUGCCGAGAGUCAAUCAACACUCCCUUCAAAAAAUACAGUUUUCUUAUCUGAAUAUGAAGAAAAUAUUACAGAAAGACAAUUUCCUUCGAUACCUACAAAUAAAUCUAUGUUAAUACCUGAUACAAAACUCAGCUCUUCACUUGAUACGUCAUCAAACUCUUCUGCCCAAGAUACUAAAAUAUCCCAGACAAUGACUUUGGUUGAUUCAUCCGACUUGAUGCUUUUAAAUACUGCUAAUGUUCCACAAAAAUGGAGUAGAGCUGGAUAUCAAACCAAUGAACCGAUACAGCCAAAAAAGUUCCAUGAUUCUUUGGAAAAAGAAUCAACCAUUACCACUCCAAAUUUCAAAGAGGAAAGUAAAUUAACAUCUACUCCCACAGUACCGAUCAAAUCUGAAGAUGCCAUGAACCCCAUAUUACGAUCUUCUACCAAGAGAUUGGCAAGUGCAUUGUUUAUUGGAAUUGGUGGUAAGGCUAAAACUGCGAGCAACGUAUCAAUGGCUAGCAACUCGAGUAACUCGGGCGCUAAUGAUCAUUCGAAGGAACCAACAGCAUCUUUGAGCAUACCUCAAAAUCUCAAUCAAACAUUGGCUGUUGCUGCUUCCCAAUUUUCGAUUCCAAGGUCUCCUUUAAUAGGAAUCAGGCGUGAUUAUGACUUUCCAAACCAAUUUCAACAAAAACAAGAGCAGGUCAUACAACAAAAGUCAAUACUGGACAAUCUAACGCCGAUACAAAUGACUAUACCCGAAUUUCGAGAAAGCUGGGGGAAAUUAACGCACGAGAAACAGCAAGAAGUAUCAGGAGCAUUGGUUGUUGAUAAUACGAAUUUAUUGAAACGGCGAUUGGAAGAUGGAAUCGGCGUCUAUAGAGGACAAAAAAACAGGGUGGGAUCCGAUGGAAUAGCAGCUGGUUUCCAUGUUAUUGGAGUAAUUGCUAAUGAAGGGAUUGCUGCAGCAUAUCUCGCUUUGGAGUCAGAAGAAACUAAGCAGUCAUCAAGUGUUUUAGAGUCAGAAGAAACUAAGCAGUCUUCAAGUGUUUUAGAGUCGGAAAAAACUAAGCAAUCUUUAAGUGUAUCGACUGUCAUCAAGGAAGAUUCGUCUUUAGAUACGCCCGAUGAAAAUACUCUCUCAUCAAAUACCACAGAAACCACCUCGGUAGUUGCAAAUUCACCUCCACCUUCGCGAUCUAGAAAGUCCACACUUAGUUAUUUGGUGUUAUUGCACUUUCGAGUGAAAUCGCGUUUCUGUACUUAUAUAGUGCGCUCAAAUGCAGAUAAUAAUGUUGCACAAGAAAUUUCAAGGGCUUUGAAAUGUUAUUUUGUCUUGGAAUAG